Suillus subalutaceus is the source of this 1277-nucleotide messenger RNA. RefSeq lists its product as uncharacterized. The record is from RefSeq and is a predicted model, not a curated record. The transcript has 2 exons. The coding region runs from base 278 to 1180 and encodes 300 amino acids. NCBI's taxonomy places the organism in Eukaryota, Fungi, Basidiomycota, Agaricomycetes, Boletales, Suillaceae.
GUUGGUUGUCGCAUAUUCUACCUUUGUGAUGCAAAUGGGGCCACAUCAAUACCACUGAUUUGAUUCUAGGUGGGUAAUCGGAACAUUCGCAGGAGCAUCCACACUUGAAUGGUUUUCAGAUAUUGAGCAAUUGCUUUGUGGUUGUGGUUGUAGAUGCCGUGGUGCGUCCACAGUAGCCCAACCUUUAUGUACUGAAACGCAGAUUCCCUACACCAGCAGACACACUACCACCUCAUAUUCUUCGCAACUUUACAUUCCUUGUUUCCCUAUAUCAAUCAUGAAUUCGUUCAAGAAAAUGUUCCAAAAGGCCAACGACGACCAGAAGGUGUCACUUAAGCACUCUAAAUCGAUGCCAUACGGAUUCUCUUCAGAAGGGAGGAAGCGCGAGCCUCCUCGUGACGAUCCGGUCAAACCCGCAUAUGGUGGCAAGACUCCCCUCAAAAAAUCCGACAUCGUGUACGUCGAGCAAGCUCCAGGGAUGCUCGAGAUCUACCAUGGAAAACUAUCGCAACACACAUAUUACCAUGGGCCGACUCGCGCAAACAUUAAGACGCGCGCAGACUUGCUGGCCAAGUUUCCCCAUUCCCCUCAACCAACUGAGGGCCUCCCUCGCAGCGGUUUCAGAGCACUUUCUUUGAAGGCCACUGUUGAUCAAGCUUCGGCGGAUGUACUGCGGACCCCUAACGACCAUACUCGCAGUGGCAGACUAGCAGAACGUAUUCGCGCCAAGUCGAGUACUGAUCGCUCGAACAUCCCUCCUCCCACCGCACCCGCUCCGCCUCUUCCUACCACCCGCGCCCUACAUCCAACACUCUCGCGCUCCGCACACAGCUCAAGCGUAGAUAUUCGGGAAGUUCCAUCCCAUGUCACCGUCCCGACUCCUGCGCCAGCCUAUCCACGGUCAUGCUGGCCUUACUCCCAAUAUGAUGAGAUUUCGCAUGAGCAGGACCCGACCGUCCUCCGUGGAAUGAUCAAUCGUUAUCCCUUGGUGCCUGUUUGCAAGGAACGCUGCCCAGAGCAUAUGCGCCCUUUGUAUCUCGACAUGGACGAGCCGCGCUCUCCCGAGAAGACACUUCAAUGGUACAUACAUAUGGCAUUGGCCGAACGUCGUCACCUCGAUGUACGCGCUGGUGGCCGUUACCGCCGCAUCGUUGACGUGAGCAGCAUGGGCAUCAUUUGAACUGAUUGAUCUCAGGAGGGUUGUCAUCAUUGAUUUUAUCGAGACGGAGGUUGAUUUCUGAAGAGAGUUUUGGUGCUGGUUUACCUACUCGUGUAUG